This is a messenger RNA of Tripterygium wilfordii, 4093 nucleotides long. RefSeq lists its product as uncharacterized. The transcript has 5 exons. NCBI's taxonomy places the organism in Eukaryota, Viridiplantae, Streptophyta, Magnoliopsida, Celastrales, Celastraceae. The record is from RefSeq and is a predicted model, not a curated record. Bases 781 to 3819 code for a protein of 1012 amino acids.
AAUUGUGAAAACAAAUGCCUUUCCAUAUCUUUCACAACCCAAAAAACCCAUUAAAGAAAUGACCUUUUCUUUAACUCCCUCAAGGGGGAAAAAAAGUGAAAAAGAAAUGAUUGAACAAAAGGUGUAGGUGAAGCAAAGUAUAGAGUAGAAUUAAUAAGUAUAUAAUAGUAAUAGGGUAAGCCACAAGUUGACAAAUUUAUUGUAGUCAUUGGGUUAUAGGAGAGGACUUUUGUGUUGUUUGUGCUACACAGAAGAAAAAAAAGAUCUAAUUAUCUGGGAUUCUGCGAUCUUCUUCUUCUGGCCCAGCAGAUCUGAAUUUUGCUUCUUAUUGUUUUGUCUGUUGAUGUUUCUUUUUCUGGCUCUUCAAAUGACUUUAAAGAGAUAACACCCACCUAACUAUUUCUCCUUCAUCGUGUUCUGAGUCAUUGGCUUUGUGGGUUUUUUGUGGUCAUUUAUGAGAGAGUGUGUUGAGCUAGUUGAGCUUCUGGAGUUGUUGCAAUUGGGGGGUUGUGGAGGAUACAAAGAUUAUUCACUUCUGGGCUUUCUGUGCUGGCUGCUAGCUAACAUGUAUUACGGUUUGGUCUUGUCACUGAAUUGCUUCUGUACUUGGCAGCAGACCAUUAAAUUUAUGAAGGUUUUGCGGACUGGGAAGAUAUCCAAUGUUCACUAUAGCAGUUCAUUAAGAGAGGGUCUGCAUAGAUUACAACUCAAAGGCUCACAAUCCUGGAUUUAACUCUGAAGUUAGGGUUCGUUUGAUUAUUUUCUUGGGUUAAUCAGAGAAUGGGCACUGAAGUAGAAUCUAAGAUGUAUCUGCCAGAGUGUAACCACUUAAGGGAUGUUAAUGACAGCGCAGGAAGUGGUGGCUGGGCUCUGAAUUAUGAAAACAGAAAUUUGAAAAGUGAUCAGUAUGGCGGCACAUUCUCUUUUAGGCCAUUAACUGAUGAGUAUGUGGGAUAUUACAAGGACCAACUGAGGCAAACGAUAUUGAAGCAUGAGUAUAUCUUCAGGCAUCAGGUCCGUGAACUCCAUCGUCUUUACAAUGUACAGAGAGACAUGAUGAAUGAAAUCAAAAGGAAAGAACUAGAUAAAUUUCUUCUACCAGCAGGAUCAUCGCAUCAGUCAUGUCUUAAGCCGUAUCCGUAUGGUUUCCUGUCUGAAGGUGAUAGAGAUAGGUGGCAAACUCCCAAUUUACCUUUUGAUAGGCCAUCUGCAUCAGAUGGAAAUGGUAUGCAACCUCAUUUUGAUUCCUUGAAAGGGACAACGGUGCAGUUUUGUGGUCCUGAUAAAAGUGGAUUAAGGUUGGGUGACUGUGAAUCUUUACAACCCAAAUAUAAUACACUUCAGAAGAGUUCGUUUGACGUCGAAUUGCCUGCGAAUGAUAUCAUCAGCAAUGAAGAGGUAGGUCAAGGAAUAUCCAGUGCUUCAAGGACUAAAAACUACAAUUUUAACUUGAACUUUGACAUUACUAGUGAGAAAGAUGGAAACUCGCCCAUUCGUUGUGGUUUCUUAUCCGGUUCUGAUGGCGAUGCUUUUAGUUCUAAUGUUCAUCUCAGGAGUACCGAUGGUCUGACCAAUUUGAAUGAAUCCUUCCAGCUUGAAGAGGCAUCUCGCUUUGCUUCUGUUAAUAUUUUAUGCACUAGCACACACCCCAAAGAGUAUAAAGGAAGACAGGAUUUAUCCAUUAGUUCAUAUUCGGGGUUCCAACGUUUGUCUAAUGAGUUUCCUCAAGAUCCUGGUAACGGAAAGGAUAGAAUAACUAGCCGUAGCAAUCUGCAUUCUGAAGCCGAAUACAAACAUAAAGGGUGGCCAGCUUAUAAUUCAGAAGCCGGCCAAAGUAGAAGCAAUAGAAGUUUCUGUCUGGGAAACUCAUCAACAUUAUCGCAAGAUGAACAGCAUAAAGUUCAUGAACAUUUGAAAUUCCCUUUCUCUGAGCAAAAUAGGACAGAACCACACAGAAAGAGGAAACUUUUUGGAGUAGACAUCUCUGACAGAAAUAAUGAUGCCUCUGUUGUGGCCUCCCAGGUGCUUGGCCCUUCUCUGGUUGUCCAAUUUGAUGCUACCAAUUCUGAAUCCUCUCAAGUCUCAUCUCGGAAAAACCUUCCAGCUAGUUAUAACUGGAAUUUGAUAACAGCCCAAGGAAACCCAUACUCACAUGCCUUGCCACAGUUGAGUAAGAGUUCAAAAACAUUGAUGCCUGGUCCUACAGCUGUUGGGGAAAAUUUUCUUGUGGAUAGCAGUUCAGGAUCUGUUCCAGAGUUUAGGUCUGAAGUUUCCUACCAGAAUGACCACUGCAUUGGUUCUCAUUGGGAUUCAAAGAAAGCACGUACUUGUCACCCUUUGGUUGGUUUCAACAAUGCAUGUGGCAUAAGUGACAGCAAUUCUGCUUCUGAAUGUCGCCCGAAAAAUAACUCGGAAGUUUUAGGGUCAAUCAUGGAUGCAAAGUCUGCAGAGGCUAUGUCUGCAAGUGCAGUGCCACCAAAUGUUUAUCAGAUGAAUUUGGAUUUCUUGCAAGACCUUUCUCAGCAGUCUAUCAACAAAACUGAAAUGAGGAAGGAUCCCUCUCGAAGUUCUGUGCAAGAUGCCCUUUCAGCAACACACACCCAUGAUGCUAAUCAUAUGAGAUAUGAAGUUGGUGACUCAAGCAGUAGGAAGAUUCUUGGACUUCCUAUUUACCAAAAGAAUAUGUCACAGGAUUUGUUCUCUAAUAACUCCCCCUCAAAGUCCAGUUUUGUUGCUUCAGCAACGGAUGGUUCUAACUCUAUCAAAGUUGGGUUGCUUGAUACUGAUCUAAAUCGUGAUCCAGAGUCAUCCAAAUCUGAAGGAAGACCAAAAGUUGAAGGUCCGAUGGUAGAGAAGGAACCGGUUAACCGCAGUGCUGGUCUAAAGCAUCAUAUUGAUUUAAAUUUGUGUGCGAGUGAAGACGAGGGUCAACUGACGCCCUCUUGUUUAGGAGCCAAUGUAAAGAUUGCAGAUGAGAGAGAGAUGGAGUCACCAAUAAUCAUGGGAAACAAAGCUUGUGUUGAUCAUGAACUUGAGUCUAUUGAAAGCAGACUUGAGGAAACUUUCAAUUCAUCUGGAGAUGAGUCUAUGGAGCCCCUUGAAGGACUUGUUAAAAUUGCAGCUGAUUCGCUAGUUGCCAUUUCAUCAUCAGAAAUGCCUUAUCAAGGCAACUCCAUCUGUGACCAACUUGAAGCCUCACUGAGCGACUCCCUUCAAUGGUUUGCCGAGAUCAUUACUUCGUAUAAGUGUGAUAUUGAGGAUGAGGUAUCCAUUUCAUUUUUUAAGGAUGUUGUCUCCGAGGAAGAUUCAGUACCUAACGGGCUCGAUCAUUUUGAGUUCAUGACGCUAAAUUUGACUGAAACUAAAGUAGAAGAAUGCACUUACAAGCCUCAGGUGCUGGAGAACUCAGAACAUGAAGAAAAACCAUUACCAAGACGACCUCGUAGAGGUCAAGCAAGGAGAGGAAGACAGCGGAAGGACUUUCAACGAGAAGUUCUUCCUAGCCUCUCCAUUCUUUCAAGGAACGAGGUGAAUGACGAUCUUCAGAUCAUAGAAGGGAUGGUCAGAGCGGCUGGUGGUACUUGGCAGUCAAGUUUGUCGCAGAGAAACACUGCCAAGAGUACCUCGGGAAGAGGAAGGAGACGUAGAGGAGGAGCCACCAACUCUCGAACUGCCACUGCAGCUUGCCCAUCCGAGAACCAGCAACCUAAAUGCAGAGAACCGGGACUCGAGGUGAUAAGCCUUGCAGGAUGGGGAAAGAGGACCAGACGUCUGCCCCGGCAGAGAUGCCCAGAUAGUAACAAUCCUUCAAAUAAGUAGAAGCCUAUAUUAUUUAUUGAAGUUGAAUAUGCCAUCAAAGUUUUCCUAGUUAGGAGAUUGAUGCUGUACAUGCUUUGUUUUAGUAACCUCCAUGGAUCCUUCAAACUGAGUUUAUAGCCUGACUGUGAUACAAACAAAAAGAGUGUUGAGAGGUCCUUGUGUUAGAAUUCUGAGCAUGCUUGCCUAAGCUGUGUUUCAGUUGAUAGAUAGAAUUCUGUAUUUACUUGCUUUGUAGAACUCAUUGUUGCAUAAUGAAAUAGUAUGGCUUUUGUUA